Mixia osmundae IAM 14324 is the source of this 1710-nucleotide messenger RNA. RefSeq lists its product as uncharacterized. The transcript is spliced from 7 exons. Gene Ontology annotation, cellular component: fungal-type vacuole membrane. The record is from RefSeq and is a predicted model, not a curated record. Lineage: Eukaryota; Fungi; Basidiomycota; Mixiomycetes; Mixiales; Mixiaceae. Bases 1 to 1710 code for a protein of 569 amino acids. Gene Ontology annotation, molecular function: basic amino acid transmembrane transporter activity. Gene Ontology annotation, biological process: basic amino acid transport; transmembrane transport.
AUGCCGGCCUCCAAAGUGCUCACAGACGAAGAAGAGCGGGUGAAUGAGCGGACCGUGCUGCUCUCGCCAGCUGCACAGGCGGCCGACUAUGAAGCGAUUGCAGCGACAAAGGCCGCACGCUCUCUGGAUGACAGAGAUCCUCAGGAUGUCACCCGGAGAGCGACCAUCCUCAUCUUCCUCGGCGUCUGGACCGGCGUCUUCCUCGGCGCUCUCGAUACGACCGUCGUGGCUACGAUUUUCUCUCAGAUCUCGAGUUCGUUCGGAGCGUCCAAUCAGUCAUCAUGGCUUGCGACAUCCUACUUGCUCGCCACUGCUACCUGCACACCUCUCUACGGGAGGCUGUCAGACAUCUUCGGCAGACGAGGCGCCAGCAUGCUCGCCCUCACACUCUUCACCGUCGGCACGCUGCUGUGCGGUCUCGCAGGCAGUAUGGAGACGCUCAUCGUUGCAAGGUUGAUUGCCGGCAUGGGUGGCGGAGGUCUCAUGACGACCUCGAGCAUCAUCGCGAGCGAUCUCAUUCCUCUCAAGCAACGUGGCUUCGUACAAGGUCUCGUCAAUAUCUGCUUUGGCGCAGGUGCAGGCCUAGGGGGACCGCUCGGCGGUCUGAUUGCAGACCGGCUCGGAUGGCGAUGGGCCUUUCUCAUGCAGAUCCCGCCUCUCAUCGUUUGCUUCGUCCUCGUCUUCAUCUUUGUUCGCUAUCGAGUGCCAGGUCAAACCGGCACACUGUCGCAAAAGGUCAAGCGAGUCGAUUGGGCCGGCAGCGCGACGCUUGUCAUUGCGGUAGCCAGUCUCUUGCUUGGACUCUCCUUCAAGAACAACGAGGACUAUGCCUGGUCAAGUCCCUGGGUCUGGGCACCCCUCAUCAUCUGGGUCGUCUUCACUCUCAUCUUCGGCCUCGUCGAAGCGUACGUCUCGCCUGAGCCCGUCAUGCCACUGCGUUUGCUCAGACAGCGCUCGAUCUUCUUCAUUGCGCUGUCAAACUUCAUCGCAUCGGCCAUCAGCUUCAGUGUGCUCUACUUUUACCCGCUCUUCUUCGAGAGUGUCAAGCUAUCGACAGCUGGCGAAGCGGGCUUGCAUUUACUACCUAACAGCGUUGCACUGUCCAUCGGCUCUCUUGUUUCUGGCUAUCUGAUGAGACGGACCGGCAAAUAUUGGUGGUUGAUCGUCGGCUCGGCAGGUCUACCGAUUGUCGCCUUUAUCAUCAUGGUCAUGCUCGACCGUAACUCACCAGCAUGGCUCACUUGGAUCGCAGUGAUCCCUUCUGGCUUCGGAUAUUCGAGCCUGAUCACCUCAUUACUCAUCGCACUCAUAUCAACAGCCGAUCGUGCGGACAUGGCAACAGCUACGGGUCUCUCGUACCUCUUUCGCUACGUCGGUCAAGUUGUCGGCGUGGCGCUAUCGAGCUCCUUCAUGCAGUCCAUCCUCACAAGUCAGCUCAGAGCAAAUCUUACCGGCCCGGGCUCUGCAGAACUCAUCGAGAAGAUACGGCAUACCACCUCCAUCGUCAAGGAUCUGCCACCAGAUACUCAGAGUAUCGCCAUUGAUGCCUACCAAAAGGCACUGAGAGCAGUAUACCUUCUCAAUGGCGGCCUGGCCAUCCUUGGCCUCCUGUGCGCCUUCCCCAUCCGGGAGGUACCGCUUUCAGACAGCUUCGAAGAGGAAGAGCAACGUAGACGCGAACGCGAAGAUGCGCAAAGCACAGAGACUUGA